AGAAUUAAUAAUAAUAAUUCUGUUCAACAACAGCAACGAUCAUUGAUUAGAAUGAAUUUGAUGCCAAUAAAUCAUCGAACAAAUUUGGUUGAAAAUAAUCAACAACAACAACAACAACAAAUCAUACGAACAAAUUAUCAACAACAACAACAACAACGAAGAACACAACCAAUAAUGUCCAUUAACAGUAACGACAUAUCAUCAUCACUUCAUUCGAAUCAAUCAUUUCAUGUACAGAAUUUUGUUAAUAUUUUUCAAACAUAUUGUUCGGAAAUAAAAGAAUUAAAAGAUUAUUUUGAAAUGAAAUUUACUAAAUUAAAAUCAAUGGAACAAAAAAUUAAUACAACAACAACAAAUCAACGACAGCCAAUGAUAAUUAAUAAUUUCGAAUCCGGUAGUAAUAUUACGAAAAAAUCGGCAAUACCAUUACCAAUAUCAUCAUCAUCAACAGCGGCAACAACCACGACAACAUUAUCAUCAUCAUCAUCAUCAUCAUCAAGAAAGAUAACACAAAAUGUACAUUCAAAAAAUGAAUUUAUGCAAAUGAUUGAACGAUUAAAAGAGGAAAAAAUAUUAAUACGUGAACGUAUAUCACCGAAUGUAUUCAUGUUACGACGAUCAACUGAUAAUUCUAUUGUUGGUUAUCAAUGUUCAAUUGAUGAUUGUACUUAUAUGCAUUUUCUUCGUGCACAGGUUAAUCGUCAUUAUAAAAAUUUUCAUUCAAAAACAUGUCAACAUUGUAAUCAACGUUUUAAAAAACCAUAUGAAUUAUCUUUACAUUUGAAAGAAUUACAGAUGGAUCCAAAUCACGCACAACAUUCGCAACAACAACAACAACAACAACUGCCAUCAUCGCCUGCAUCAUCAGCAUCAUCUUCAUUAAUAACAUCGGCAAAUGAAACAAUGGAAAAUAUUUCCGAAUAUGAAACCAUUUCUGAUUCCAAUUCAAUUCAACCAACGACAACAUCGUCAACGACAACGACAACAGCAGAAACGAACUAGUAAUUUAUGGCGAAGAAAUAGUGCAGUUUCGAAUAUUCG
This is a messenger RNA of Dermatophagoides pteronyssinus (European house dust mite), 1041 nucleotides long. RefSeq lists its product as uncharacterized. Lineage: Eukaryota; Metazoa; Arthropoda; Arachnida; Sarcoptiformes; Pyroglyphidae. The record is from RefSeq and is a predicted model, not a curated record.